Messenger RNA from Anopheles coustani, 2783 nucleotides. RefSeq names its product phospholipase A-2-activating protein (gene Plap). Gene Ontology annotation, cellular component: cytoplasm; nucleus. The transcript is spliced from 3 exons. The coding region runs from base 198 to 2624 and encodes 808 amino acids. The record is from RefSeq and is a predicted model, not a curated record. Gene Ontology annotation, biological process: ubiquitin recycling; proteasome-mediated ubiquitin-dependent protein catabolic process. Gene Ontology annotation, molecular function: ubiquitin binding. NCBI's taxonomy places the organism in Eukaryota, Metazoa, Arthropoda, Insecta, Diptera, Culicidae.
UUGGUUCGGAACAAAUUGCUGGCGGUAUAUUGUGUGUUGCGAUUGCAAAAAGGUAAACAUAGUUCCCAAGCGAACCAGUUGUACGCUUUCGCAAAAAGACACAGAACUAUCGGAUAUUUAGACCAACGCUCUGAACGAAGAAUAGGUGAUCGUGUGAGACGUGCACGGAACAGGGCAGUUGAAUCGGAUCACGCAAAAUGGUCAAAAUAGAAGACUUUAAGCUGUCCUGCGAGCUGACGGGCCACAAGCUGGACGUGCGUGCGGUAGCCGAGGGGAAAGGCUUUAUAGUGUCCGGUUCCCGCGACAAAACCGCCAAGGUUUGGAGUGCUACUGGCAAUGGUUAUGAAGAUACGGCAACGUUAAAGAACCACACCAACUAUGUCGGCGCGGUGCUGGUGGUGGAGGCGAACGGAUGGGUGUGCACCGGAAGCAACGAUGCGACGAUCUGCGUGUUCCAGUAUCCUGGCCCCCCGGAGCCAAUCGGGGUGCUGAAAGGACACACCUCAACGGUAUGUGCGCUGGCAGCGGGACACAACGCGACGACACUGAUCUCCGGCAGCUGGGACAAGACGGCCAAAAUUUGGACCAAUGCACCCGGUUCGAUGACGAACCUGACGCUUGUCGGCCAUGAGGCAGCCGUGUGGGCUGUGGCAUGCCUUGCGAACGGCAAGUACAUCACCGGCUCGGCCGACAAGAACAUCUUUGUGUGGAACGAAAAGGGCGAAAAGCUGGUGGUGCUCAAGGGACACAAGGAUUGUGUGCGGGGGCUUUGUGCGUUGCCGAAGGGAGGAUUCCUUAGCUGCUCGAACGAUGCCACCAUUCGCUACUGGAAUGAUACGUACGAGUGCGUUAAGGAGUUCCAUGGUCACAGCAAUUACAUCUACUCCAUUGCCCGGUCGGACGCGUGGGGCGAUGAAAUAUUCGUCAGCGGUGGGGAAGACAGUACCAUUCGCAUGUGGCACCUAAAGGAAGGCGCCCUCGGUGAGGCUCUACAAAUGCCGGCCCAAUCCGUUUGGGCGCUGGCGGGAUUACGCAACGGGGACAUCGUGAGCGGCACUAGCGAUGCCACCGUGCGAGUAUUUACGGCCAGCGCAGAACGUGCGGCUUCCGAUGAGCUCCAGGCAGCGUACCGUGUAGCGGUCGAAGUGCGUCAAUCUGAAUCGGCCAAGCAACUCGGUGGCAUGAAUGUGAACGAUUUGCCCGGUCCCGAAUCGCUGCUCUCCGAGGGCCGCGACGGGCAGACGCGCAUCGUGCGACACCCGAACGGAAAGAUUCUCUGCUACCAGUGGACGAACGGCAAGUGGGAGUGCGUUGGUGACGUGAUGGGCGCGAGCGAUGGAGACACCGGCAAGCAGCUGUACGAAGGGCGGGAGUACGAUUACGUGUUUUCCGUCAACCUCUCCGACGAUGCGCCCAAUCUGAAGCUUCCCUACAACCGCGGUGAGGACCCAUGGUUUGUGGCGCAGCGGUUCAUCCACAAGCAUAAUCUCCCGCAAGUCUACCUCGAGCAGGUGGCCAAUUUCAUUGUGAAAAACUCCGACAAUGCACCGGUGGCGAGUGCGAUAGGAAAUAGCUAUUACGAUCCGUUCACCGGUGGGUCUCGUUAUGUGCCCGGUUCGUCGGCGGAAGCGUCCCAGUUUCGGCCCGACGCGGUCAACACGGACCCUUUCACGGGUGGCUCGAGCUAUACCACGCAAACACCGAACGUCUCGCUCUCAACGAACGCAGCCAAGCCAGCUAAUGGGGCCGGAAACUUGGACCCUUUUACCGGUGGCUCUAGCUACACAACCGGAUCGAGUGAGGUGAAAAAAAGUAAUACUCACUUCCCCCAUCACCACUACGUUAUGCUGGAAAAUGCAGAUCUCUCGAAGGUGCUAGUAAAGCUAAAGGAAUUGAACAGCAAUAUCGAGGACCCCUCCGGAAGUAUCCGCAUGUCGGAUGACACACUUGACGACAUCGUACGGUAUGCAGCGGAAGUAGUGUCCUCCCCCGAGCAGAACUCCGUUUGCCUGACGGCACUCAAGUUUCUCUACACCAACUGGCCGACGGAGAAACUGUUCCCCAUCAUGGACAUAACGCGGCUGAUCGUGCGUGAGGCACGCGCCUGCCACGAACUGUUCAAUGAUGCAGCCUUCUUCAGCACCUUUCUGCAGCAUGUGAACCACCUGCCGGCGAACCAGCUGAUGGCCGCCCGUUGCUUCACAAACAUGCUAGCGCACCAGGCCGGUCGCAACGUGGUAGUAGAAAACAUCCGUGCGAUCGUCGAUCGAUUCAACAUGAUCCGCGGUGGCAGUGCUAACCUUCAAAUUGCGUUGGCCAGUUUCUACCUGAACCUCUCGAUGACGCAACUGGAUAAGCUUACGUCCGUCGACUUCUGCAGGGUGCUGGGCGGUACCAUCGGGGAGCUGCUCAGCUGGCUGACGGAUAACGAGGCGACGUACCGGGCCUACCAGGCGCUCGGUAAUUUGCUGAGCAUCAAGGGAGCCGGGAUGGGUGCGGUGGCCGAUACGUUGAAAGCGAACGGUGCGCUGACGGACAAGAUACUCUUCAACAUUAGCAGCGAGCAGCCCAACUUCGCAAAGCUCAACGAAUGUGCAAGCUAUCUGUACGAGUUGUUGGCCUGAAGGGAAACAAAAGACUUGGCAUUGGAAAAAAGGUGCGCGUAUAGCGGGCAACAUUAGGAAGGCUAUCCAAGGAUCUUUCAGUUAUUUUAAUCUAGAUUAUGCUUUACGAAAAUUUAAUAAAUCUUGAUUUGAACGAUUGGAAAAUUCUACGCAUGAAAA